Molecule: messenger RNA, 1365 nt
Organism: Micropterus dolomieu (smallmouth bass)
Lineage: Eukaryota; Metazoa; Chordata; Actinopteri; Centrarchiformes; Centrarchidae
Exons: 2
Coding region: 1-1365 (454 amino acids)
Source: RefSeq, a predicted model, not a curated record
AUGUGGCAUCUGAAUGAGUUUGAGGCUAAGUAUGAAUCAGGCAGGGAUGAGCUUCUAGAAAUCCUCUCUAAGAAAUACAGUUCCCCUGUUCCAGAUCUGAGUCUCACUCAGCUGACAGCAGACCAGCAGCGGGAGAUCCUGUCAGUCCUGGACAAACUUCUGUUUGAUGAAUGGAUCAGUGCUCCCCCGUCCCUCAGCACUCUGCAGCACACUCAGGUGUUCAUCACAGAGCUGUGUGCCCUGUCUCUGGAGAUCCCCGAGGGAGUUCCCCUACAAAGCAUCUCCAAUCAGGUGCAGUCCCUGGUGGACUCCAUCAGCCAAUCAGCACGCAAUGCUGCUGAGAGUCUCCUGCUGACUCAAGCCCUGUACCUGAACCUGAUGCACUUUUUCACUGACUGUAGCAGCUCUGAUACUGACGCAGUCCUCAUAGCCAAACAGUGGGCUGGAGAUAAGCUUUCCACUGAGAACCUCUGUCUUAUAGAAUUCCUGAGCACCCUCGCAUCAUCACUGCAGAAUGUAGUGGGAGGAGCCUCUGUGUUCAUUUUAAAGAUGGAAAUCCAGUGCUUGAAGCUUCUCUUAUCCACACUCACACACCUAACCGGCAAAGAAACCCACUCAGAAUCCACUGAGAUGCUCCUCAGACUUGUGCAAAGAAACCAAUGGACCCCAACGGAGGCAGUGACUCUGCUCAAAGCACUGUCACAGAAAUAUGCAGAGGAUGUUUCAAUAACUGAAGUCCUUAAGCUGGUGCAAGCUUAUGACAUAUCACCAGAGUGGACGGAUGAGUCCGGACACACUCUCGUCCAGGCUCUGGACUUUGCUGGCCCUGAGAGAUUCCAUCAGGAUCUCCAAAAGACUCUCAGAAGGAACGAUGAGAGCAGUCUACCUGCAGCUCUAGCAGAAGUGAAGAUGUUAUGGAAUUUGGAUGAUUCUGUGGUUGAUAUGAUAAAAAACAUUACCACUUGCGUCCUGCAGUACGCAGAAAAUGCACCUAAAGAUGCACCAUUUGUGAAAGAUUCCUUCACAUGUGAUCCCUUGAAUGCAGACGACCUACAGAAGUCUCUGUCUCUGCUCUGCAAAGCAGUUUUUGACACCAAAGGCUGGUGGCCCACAGUGAGGCAGAUGCUGCGGUGGUGUGCGUUGGUGCUGACUCAGAAGAGUGGAGAGCUACAACUGGUUGGUGUGGAAGAAGACCCAUGUGUCACAGCCAUGUUUGCAGCCACACAAGUCUGCAUGGGAAACAAACUGGACAUUGUGCUGAGCGCUGAUGUUCCCUCAGAGGAGCGAACUCAGGAGUGGUCUGACUUCUACAAGCACCUGGGAAUCUCUCUCAACACAAACAUGAAGAAAACAAAUGCAUCUUAA